This is a messenger RNA of Mus caroli (Ryukyu mouse), 494 nucleotides long. It is a transcript of the gene Caps, whose product is annotated as calcyphosine. Gene Ontology annotation, cellular component: vesicle. Lineage: Eukaryota; Metazoa; Chordata; Mammalia; Rodentia; Muridae. The record is from RefSeq and is a predicted model, not a curated record. Gene Ontology annotation, molecular function: calcium ion binding.
AUGCACAAAGCCCAAAGCCAGCUGUUCACCUGUACCCAUAAUGGACACUGUGAACACCAUCAUGGAGGGGCCUCAGGCAUCCUGGGACUGGCCAGGUUUUUCUGUCACCUGGACAAGGAUGGCAGCUGGCCCCUGGAUGAAGGGGAGCUGAGGUAGGGCCUGGCAGAGCUGGGGCUGGAAGUGGACAAGGCAGAGGCAUUAUGCAGGCGCUGGCACUGGGACGGUGAUGGCAGUGGGACCCUGGACCUGGAGGAGUUCCUAUGGGUGCUACAGGCCCCCAUGUCCCAGACUCUGGAUGCUGUCACUACAGCUGCUUUUGCCAAGGUGGACCAAACUGGGGAUGGUGUGGUGACUGUAGAUGACCUGAGAGGGGUGUGCAGUGGGGAGUGGAUGGAGGAUGCUGCCUCCCCCCAAGGCAGUGUCAUUGGUCUAGGUCCCCUCACAGCCAGCACAUCCACAGGUCACACUAGCUGAGUUCCAAGACUAUUACAGCA